AUGGGGAAACAAUCGAAGCCCAGAAAACCAGAGUCCUUCGGAAAGGGCAAGGUUACCCCAAUCCAGAUCGCCUUCAUCGUCGACAGGUACCUCUGCGACAACAACUUCUCCGAAACGCGCUCCACCUUCCGAAACGAAGCUUCAUCACUCAUCAACAAUUCUCCAAUUAACGAGGUUCCAAAGAGUUUGUUGAGUUUGGGUGAGAUGCUAGAUGAGUAUAUAUGCUUGAAGGAGCAGAAGGUGAUGGUGGAUCGGGAAAGGGUCCUCGUUGAGCAAGAGAAAAACCGGGUUCAGAUGCUGUUGCAAGGCAUGCAAAAUGUCAUGAACGCUUACAAUUCUAGUCGAAGCCUCCCUGCACCGAAUGUUCCCGUGUUGACUGCAAAAUCUGCGGGGGUUCCUCAACCGAAAUUCAUUAACAAAACUCCUCCGGGUACAAUACUUUUCCCUGAUGCACCAGGAGCUGAAUCUUGUUUGCUAUUGCUGUAUUUGACAUUUGUAAGCAAAGAAUGGUUAUCAAUUCAGGGUUGUUUGAAUGAUGUAUUGAAGUUAAUUGUGAUCUUGGCCGCAUUCUUAUUAGGUGUUCCUACUACUACUGCGCAAAACACAUCGAAUAUACACUUGCUGCCUCAGUGUAUCAACACCAAUGCAGAGACUGGAAACUUCUCAACACCCAUGAUGAGUGUAUCUGACAGGAAGAGAAAAUAUACUAAAGCAUUGGAUGCCACUUCAGUUGCAAAGAAAUCUCGAGGUAGAUCAUGCAGCAUGAAAAUUCCUGUCCAAGGUCAAAACAUACUGCCACAAUCAGAUAUUGCUGUCAAUAAUCAAGUAGUUUCUCAGCCCUCUUCUGCAAUUCAAUCAUCAUCUGGGAACUGUGUACCCAGUGGAUCACAGGUUCAAGGAUCCAGUGUUGCUAAAUGUUUAUUUAGUCAGCCUUCACAUUCUAUUCCGACGAAUUCACCAGUUUCAAAUACACCUCCUAGGACAAAUACUUCUCAUACUGAUGCAUAUAUAUCCCCUCCUGAGAUUUCUUCAGUUGCAACUUGCAAUGGGGAGGCUUCACCCACUUGUUACACCGUAAUUUCAACCAAGAGAGUUAUGGUUAGUCCUGCAAAACAGAUGGCUUAUAUCGAGAGCAGUCAUUGCAUUUCUCCUGUGAAGACAGAUUCUGACAAGAUAACUAAGAGGGAUCACGUAAGAAGCAGGUUGGAGUUUGAUGCCACUGAUAUCCCUAAGGGAUUGGACAAAUCAUUGCCUAAUGAGAUUUCUACAUCACAGUCUGACAAGGAAGUUGACACACUUUACACUGAUUUUCCUGAGUUAGAUGUCUUGGGAAUGGACUUCUCAUUCACUGAAAUGUUAAAUGAUCUAGAGAUCCCUUCAGAUGGCUUUGAUUUUUCUUACCAUCCAUCAUCAAGUCAUUCAAAGGAUAAUGCUUCAGGGUCUUCUCAUGAAUGCAAGGCUAAUCAAGUUAUAUCUGAAUUAUCAACUGCAGCAGAAGCUCUAUCUGAGAAAGACAUGAAUACACAAGGCCCUGAUCGUUUGUCUGCAGCGAAAUCUAUGACAAAAUGCAAAACAAUUUUAAGCCAGGAGGUUGAUCCUUUUCCUCAUUUUUCUAAAUGGAAAAAGUUAAAUUUUAGCACAAGGAGGCCAUCUUAG
This is a messenger RNA of Gastrolobium bilobum, 1656 nucleotides long. RefSeq lists its product as uncharacterized. NCBI's taxonomy places the organism in Eukaryota, Viridiplantae, Streptophyta, Magnoliopsida, Fabales, Fabaceae. The transcript is spliced from 9 exons. The record is from RefSeq and is a predicted model, not a curated record. Bases 1 to 1656 code for a protein of 551 amino acids.